CAAUUUCUCAUCUCCAAAUACCCUUUCAAUUUCCUUGGUGUUUUUCACUUGGCUUUCUCUCUCUCUAAACCCAAUAAGAGGGUACAGUUUCAAAACCCAGUCUCUUUCUUACAGAGAACUGUGCUAGUUCCAAACUAUAAGAAGGAGCUAGAUCCAUGGCAAGUCCAAGUCACUCUCUUCCAUUCUCUGUCUAAAAGUGACACAGCUCGUCAGCCAUGAAGAGGUCCCCAAGUUUAGAAGACUCUUUGGGCAGCCCUGUCUCCACAUACCCUCCCAUGACAGAUGAUGGAGUAUGGAGCUUGAAGGAUGGUUUUGAUGGGGAACCAUGUGGAGAGAUGAAGAAGAGGAGGUUGAGUGCAGAGCAAGUGAGAGAAUUGGAGAAGAGCUUUGAUGUUGAAAACAAGCUUGAGCCUGAGAGGAAGCUGAAGCUUGCUAGAGAUUUGGGGUUACAGCCGAGGCAAGUGGCCAUAUGGUUUCAGAAUAGAAGGGCGAGGUGGAAAACCAAACAGCUAGAGAGAGAAUAUGGGGUGCUUAGAGUCAGUUAUGACUCACUAAAACACAGCUUCAAAGCGUUGGAACAUGACAAGGAGAGGCUUGUAUCAGAGCUUAACCAGUUGAGAGAGAAACUAACUGAAGGAGGAAAUGUGAAGAAUGGGAGUGAAGUGAGAGAUGGAUCCGAAGAGAGCGAAGGUAGUGGCAUCGACAACAGCCCGAAUAGACCAGCCCUCAUCUCUCAUCAACUCACACUCGCUUGCUUUGCACAAGAAGAGGCUUCAGCCCCUCCUCCAACUCAUCAUCUCUCUCCUCCAACAAAACCUCCUCCUUAUUCUUACCAUCCUUUCUCUAAGGUAGAAGAUGAACAUAGCUUCAUGAUCACAGAUGGGCCUUUCAAUCUCUUCACAGUAGAGCAACCUCCCUCGUUUCCAUGGGAUUUGCAUGAUCACUGGACUUAUAAGUGAUGUGCCAAAGAUUCAUGCUGGAAAUAAAAUUCAGAGGGUUAAAAACUUGGAAAAGACUCGUUACUUUCAUGGUAAUGCAUUAAGAGUAUGAUCUUAGUUGGUUACAUGAAUACUCUUUUCCUUUUCAUUUUUUGGGGUUUAUGGGGGUUGAAUUUGAAAAAAUUAUAUUUCUCUGG
Messenger RNA from Amborella trichopoda, 1135 nucleotides. RefSeq lists its product as uncharacterized. NCBI's taxonomy places the organism in Eukaryota, Viridiplantae, Streptophyta, Magnoliopsida, Amborellales, Amborellaceae. Gene Ontology annotation, cellular component: nucleus. Gene Ontology annotation, biological process: positive regulation of DNA-templated transcription. The record is from RefSeq and is a predicted model, not a curated record. Gene Ontology annotation, molecular function: sequence-specific DNA binding; DNA-binding transcription factor activity, RNA polymerase II-specific.